ACUCGGGACUUUUGAAAAGCUCCGGAGCCGCGGCGGGGGGGGGGAGCUGCGGGCUCCGGGGCUGCGCUACCGCCGCCGCCGCCUGCGACCGGGACCGAGCCCGAGCCGACCGGCGCCUGCAGCUCUCCGGCGGCGCGGCUCCGGGGCGUCGGCGUCCAGCGGGUUGGUGCCGGGGGGAGCGGGCGCCCCUCGCCGGGCUUGGGGGCGCUGCGUGCCCCGCCCGCGUGUAGGAUUGCAACAGAAUGUUGAUGAAUGUUCCAGGGACAUCUUCAGUCUUCUCUUCAAUGAGUUUUAAUUUUCAUUAUUAUGGAAACCCUGAAGUUCAGUUAAACUGAUAGUAUGUCCUGAGGUGCAGCAGCAGAAGCAGAGCACAAUUUUGUUCGACUAGCAGCGGCAACAGAAGCGACAGCAGCUGCAGGUGCAUGAACAGCACAGGAGAUAAUUUUGCUUUUGAGGGAUGAUGUGGAGAGACACUUUGGCAGUUACUAACCUUGACGGCAUGGAUCAUUCUGUGCUCAGAGGGGAGAUGUCAGCAGUGCUUCAUGACAGCUCAAAAGAAGAAUGUUCAGAGGAUGACAAGUGUAUUCUGAGUAGAUCUCUAGUGGAAGAGGAAGAUCCUCACAUGAAAGUAUCUCUUGGUAGCAGCGAUAUGGGCGUGUCUGCCCAUCUACAGUCUUCAAAGACAGGGACCACACGAUUUUUCACCAGCAACACUCAUAGUUCUGUGGUAUUACAGGGUUUUGACCAGCUGCGAGUAGAAGGUUUACUUUGCGAUGUGACGCUAGUACCAGGCGAUGGUGAUGAAGUAUUUCCAGUUCACCGAGCUAUGAUGGCAUCAGCUAGUGAUUACUUCAAGGCUAUGUUCACAGGUGGAAUGAAGGAACAAGAUUUAAUGUGCAUAAAGCUUCAUGGUGUGAACAAAAUAGGUCUAAAGAAGAUUAUUGAUUUCAUUUACACUGCAAAACUUUCUCUUAAUAUGGACAACCUUCAGGACACUCUAGAAGCGGCCAGUUUUUUGCAGAUUUUACCUGUUUUGGACUUCUGUAAAGUGUUUCUGAUCUCUGGGGUUUCUUUGGAAAAUUGUGUCGAGGUUGGGCGGAUUGCCAAUACGUACAAUCUUACAGAAGUGGAUAAAUACGUUAAUAAUUUCAUCCUGAAGAACUUCCCCGCAUUAUUAAGUACUGGUGAGUUUGUGAAACUCCCCUUUGAACGUCUUGCCUUUGUGCUUUCAAGCAAUAGCCUUAAGCACUGCACUGAGCUCGAACUCUUCAAGGCUGCUUGUCGCUGGCUACGGUAUGAGGAGCCUCGAAUGGAAUAUGCUGCAAAACUAAUGAAGAACAUCAGAUUUCCACUGAUGACACCACAGGAUCUUAUUAAUUAUGUACAAACAGUGGAUUUCAUGAGAACUGACAAUACAUGUGUGAAUUUGCUUUUGGAAGCCAGCAAUUACCAAAUGAUGCCGUACAUGCAACCAGUCAUGCAGUCAGAGAGAACUGCCAUUCGAUCAGACAAUACUCACUUAGUAACAUUGGGGGGAGUGUUAAGGCAGCAACUGGUUGUCAGCAAAGAAUUACGGAUGUAUGAUGAAAAGGCACAUGAAUGGAAAUCAUUAGCUCCCAUGGAUGCACCAAGAUACCAGCAUGGCAUUGCUGUGAUUGGAAACUUUCUAUAUGUAGUUGGUGGACAGAGCAAUUACGACACAAAAGGAAAAACUGCGGUUGACACGGUCUUCAGAUUUGAUCCUCGCUAUAAUAAAUGGAUGCAAGUUGCAUCUUUAAAUGAAAAGCGUACCUUCUUCCACCUAAGUGCCCUCAAAGGACAUUUGUAUGCAGUUGGUGGUCGAAAUGCAGCGGGUGAACUAGCCACAGUGGAAUGUUACAAUCCAAGAAUGAAUGAAUGGAGCUAUGUUGCAAAAAUGAAUGAGCCCCACUAUGGUCAUGCUGGAACUGUGUAUGGGGGAUUAAUGUAUAUUUCAGGCGGAAUUACCCAUGAUACUUUCCAAAAAGAACUUAUGUGCUUUGACCCCGACACAGACAAAUGGACUCAGAAAGCUCCAAUGACAACAGUUAGAGGUCUGCACUGCAUGUGUACUGUUGGAGACAAGCUUUAUGUUAUUGGCGGAAAUCACUUUAGAGGAACAAGUGAUUACGAUGAUGUUCUAAGCUGUGAAUAUUAUUCACCCACCCUAGACCAGUGGACUCCAAUUGCUGCUAUGUUACGUGGGCAAAGUGAUGUUGGGGUUGCUGUCUUUGAAAAUAAAAUCUACGUUGUUGGAGGGUACUCUUGGAAUAAUCGUUGUAUGGUGGAAAUAGUCCAGAAAUAUGACCCGGAAAAGGAUGAGUGGCAUAAGGUCUUUGACCUCCCAGAAUCACUUGGUGGCAUUCGAGCCUGCACUCUUACAGUUUUCCCACCAGAAGACAACACAGGGUCACCUUCUAGAGAGUCACCUCUGUCGGCACCUUAAAAAAAUCCUUUGACUUACGGUGUUGUGGUAAUACCUUUGCACUGCAUCAUGGAGUGUCUCAUUUUUCUUCAGUAGUAUCUGUUAGGCUUAGCCUACAGCAAUUGGUACAGUUACUGAGGGAGAAAAAAAAAAGACUUUGACAUUACUUGUGCUGUUUGUUUGGCCUAGAAUGUUUAUCGAGUGGUUAGCAAAGAUUAUGGAAAAAUGUACUCAACAGAGCCAAAUCUUUAAAAGUGAGAAACAAGAUAUUGUCUAUAAAAUAUAUGAAUUAGGUACGUUUUUAAUGUUGUGUAUUGGGUGUGAGGUACCUUACAACUUACAUUAGGAAGCCCAAUAAAUCAAAUUGGAAGGGGUCAUAGUGAACGUGUAAUUAUGUUCACUAACCUUCAUAUUUGAAAGUCUUUCUUCCUUUCAUCUUUGAUUGCAGAUUUUAAAGGGAGGCGGCCUGCACCCAUGUGAACUAUGACAAAAGGUUGCCAGCAGGCCUGAGCUACCUCCCUCUUUUCACAGAGUAUUUUUGACACAUCUCUUUACCUGCCCAACUGGGUGGGUGCUUUAAGAGCAUAUGGAGUUUCUUAGGCAGACAGGAGAAAUCAAAUAAUAAUUUAAAAAAUAUUAAUAUUAUGCAACAGGUGGACCCUGUGUAGGCUGGGUUUUUUUUAAUAGCAUAUAUUGAGGGGGUUUUCCCUGACUCAAUUAAGUGACACUUCAAACAGAAGACUUAAAAUGUUUGGGCUUUUUAAUUUUUGGUCUCUUUCCCCUCCCCCACACACCCAGUAAUCAGCUUCCGUUUGUAAGGGAGCAUAAGCUAUUAAUAAAUUGGAAUUCAGUACAGUUGUAUGACCUGUUGUAUGCCUGUAUUGAGUUAUGUAGAUAAGGGCUAGGAAUGUUAAUUCAAGCCACUAAAUUUGUCCAAAUUGUUCCUUCAGAUCAAAUUUAAUCUAAUUUUUCUCCUUCGCUGUUGAGAUAACUUACAUAUUACAUGUCCUUUGUAUAGUCUCAGUUAAUAAGGUUAUUUAGCACAAAGUGCAGCUUCAGCAGGAGAGCUGCUUUUUGCUCAGUGAACUCAGACUACCAUGUUUUACCUUCUUUUGUUCAAUAAAACUUUUAACUGCAA
Messenger RNA from Caretta caretta (loggerhead turtle), 3581 nucleotides. It is a transcript of the gene KLHL13, whose product is annotated as kelch like family member 13. Gene Ontology annotation, biological process: regulation of cytokinesis; protein ubiquitination. Gene Ontology annotation, molecular function: cullin family protein binding; ubiquitin-protein transferase activity. NCBI's taxonomy places the organism in Eukaryota, Metazoa, Chordata, Testudines, Cheloniidae. The record is from RefSeq and is a predicted model, not a curated record. Gene Ontology annotation, cellular component: Cul3-RING ubiquitin ligase complex.